Molecule: messenger RNA, 2724 nt
Organism: Hirundo rustica (Barn swallow)
Lineage: Eukaryota; Metazoa; Chordata; Aves; Passeriformes; Hirundinidae
Gene: ZBTB40
Product: zinc finger and BTB domain containing 40
Biological process (GO): regulation of transcription by RNA polymerase II
Cellular component (GO): nucleus
Molecular function (GO): protein binding; DNA-binding transcription factor activity, RNA polymerase II-specific; RNA polymerase II cis-regulatory region sequence-specific DNA binding
Source: RefSeq, a predicted model, not a curated record
AUGGAGCUUCCUAGUUAUGGCUGGCAGCUGCUGCCCCAGUUGUACACUCCCUGCAAGGAGCAGCACUUCUGUGACUGCACCAUCUUCAUUGGGAAUGUGCAUUUUAGAGCACACAAGGCGAUUUUGGCUGCUGCCAGCCUGCUGUUUAAAUCCCUGUUGGACAGCACAGACACCAUCUCCAUCGACGCUUCCGUGGUAACAACUGAGGAGUUUGCACUCUUACUUAAGAUGAUGUACAGUGGCAAACUCCCACUGGGGAAACACAAUUUCACUGAAGUUAUCUCUGUGGCAGGUAGUCUGCAGAUGUUUGAUGUGGCUGUUAUUUGCAAAAACCUCCUCAGGAAUCUCAUAAGUUGUUCUGCUCUUACAGUAGUGAGAGGAGUCUCCAGCCAGGAAGCAGAUUCAUCUGGAAACCAAGCUGAACCUAAUUACCUGUCCCAGUCUGGAAGACCUGAUGAAGAAAAUACAUUUAUCAUCCUCGCUCAGAGAGUUUCUCCUUUACCUGGCCCUGUAGAAACAGAAAUGGAAGAAGGUGUUUUUCCUCCUGGCCAGGAAUUUACUGUGAAUCAUACCUGGCUUCAUGAUGUUGAGUGACUCCAGGUCCUCCAGGAGGAUUCAGGCCCUGGCCCUGACCAGCCUGCCCAUGCUGAGGGGAGUGGCUCUGUGGAUCAGGAGCUUGCUGAGCCUCUAGAGGGGAAAGGGCAAUCGAGGGAUUUAGCAGCAGAGAGCAAAAGCUGUAAACUGGAUUUCUUUGUUCGAUAUGAAAGUGUUUUCUCUGAGGCUCUUUCUGAUGCCCAGGCUAUGCUGAAAAGACUCGAAGAGUGCAAAGAAAUUGAUGCCUCUCAAGAGGAGGCUCUGGCUGCCUGUCUGGCCAAGGCAGAGGAACAGUCAGUGUUCAAGAAGCUGCUGAGCAAAGUGAAGGAUGCCCACACCCAGGAUAAUGACACUCGGGAUGCUCGACCCCUGGACACUCAGACCCUCCUGUCUUUCCUGAAGCUGUUUCAAGGCGUAAAUCCUGAGCUUAGAGUGGCUUUGCUGGAGAGAAAACUGGGCAGCAGAGAAGCCCCACAACAAGGAGGGAGGAAAUUGGAGAGCACAGCCGAGGAAGAGAUGCUGACCGCUUGCUUGCUGUGCUGCAGGGAGGAGCUGAUGCAGAGCGUGGCACAGCUGAGCCCCAUCACAGAUUUGAAGGCAGCAGAAGAGGGAUUCCUGACUGCCUCAGAGGAGCGGUGCCUGCAGACCUUGAUGAUCAAACCAAGCCGCUUCAGAGCUCAGACAGGCAAACGGAGCCCAGAGGAUUAUAGGGCCAAACUGUUGCAACAAUACCAAGAGAACUUUGUGCAGCUCCUGACAGACACUCAGGUGCUGCUGCAGGGCAUCUCUGCUGCGUGGAGCCUGGCUCCUGUGGGGAGAGAGUUGAACAGGCUGCUGCACAUAACAGUAAUUGUUAUUUCCACGAGUCUCUUGACUGAGGGAAGAAGGCAGAAACCUGGGAUCAGGAGGUGGAAGCUGAACAGUGAAUCCCAGUUUGAAGUUCUGGACAAAGAUAAGGACAAGGCAAGAGGUGCCAGUGCCAAAGAAGCAAAGGAAUCCCAAGACAAAGCUUCUUCCAAGAAGAGUUUUGUCUGCAAAGCCUGUGGUGAGGUCUUUCACUCCUGCUGCCACCUGAAGGUGCACAUGAAAUGCUGUCAGGUGGCCAGAGGAAAGCAGAUCCAGUGAGAGUGUGGCGAGGUCAAAUGGACAAAGAAGGAGCUGGCAAAGCAUCAGCUGGAGGUCCAUGGGAUGGUGGGGAUGGCCAAGAAGAGUCUCCCCGUGGUAUCUGACAUUGGAAGAGAGUUUGCUCAUGCCUCAGGGAAGAUGUAUUCCUGCCAGUUCUGUCAUGAUGUCUUCAGUCCAUUGAGUGUCUGCACCCACACUGGGGAUGAGCCCUGCAUCUGCUGGGAGCGUGGGAGAGGCUUUCACCAGAUGAACGAGCUCUCCACCCACCUCCAGACCUUCCACAGGAGGGUGGCCAACACUGAAGAUCCCUGUGACUGCAAGGAGUGCCAGAUGAGCUUUGCCACCCUGCAGGAACACCCCAAGCAUGUCCAUGAAGCCCAUUCCCGGGAAUACCACCCCAUAUGGACCUGCUCCAAAAUCUUCAGUGCCCCAUCGCUCCUGGAGUGCCACACAGUGACCCAUGUUGGGGGAAAGCCUUUUACCUGUGAAAUGUGUGACAAAGCUUACCAGCAGUUAUCAGAGUUAGGGUAUCACAGCAGGACCCACCACCCUGAUGUCUUUGCAGCUCAGAAUCACCUCUCCUCCGAGACCUCCUCCCUGCAGUGCAGCUGCUGUGACAAAACCUUUACUCCGGCUGUCCUGGCCAGACUCAGUGCUUCUCCCACGGGUUCCCAUCCAUUCUGCUGCUUGUGGUGCUCCAUGGUGUUCUGCUCCCUGCAGAGCCAUGUCACCAGCCAGCACUUCACACAGACACAGGCACACAGCACCUUCACCUGUGAGCUCUGUGGGGAGCUCUUUCCCUCCCAGGGCAAGCUGGAGGGGCACCUCAGCACUGAGCAUCCCAAGGUGAUUCAGACGUCGGAGCAAGGAGCAGCAGAGCACAUAAUCUCUUCUGGUGAUGCCAAUCUUGUGAUGUUGCCAAAAUCCCAAGUGAGCCAAACUGGCCCUGAGCUGGUGACAGUGACUAUGGAGACCUUGUUUAAUGGCAGUCACUCUGAUUUCUGA